Pungitius pungitius (ninespine stickleback) is the source of this 5426-nucleotide messenger RNA. RefSeq names its product endothelin 3b (gene edn3b). Gene Ontology annotation, molecular function: hormone activity; endothelin B receptor binding. NCBI's taxonomy places the organism in Eukaryota, Metazoa, Chordata, Actinopteri, Perciformes, Gasterosteidae. The transcript has 4 exons. Gene Ontology annotation, cellular component: extracellular region. The record is from RefSeq and is a predicted model, not a curated record. Gene Ontology annotation, biological process: regulation of vasoconstriction; vein smooth muscle contraction; intracellular calcium ion homeostasis. The coding region runs from base 403 to 891 and encodes 162 amino acids.
CAAAGACGCUCCUGAACCUUUUCACCUUUGAUUUGCGCUUUAGACGGCGAAGUGACUUUGAGGACCAUCAUAGCUCUCUCUGCUCCACUGAUCCCUCAACAAAGCACACUUGCUGCGUAUCGUUUUUUUAAUUUUUUAAUUUUUUUUUUUAGAAACCCCCAGUUCAGUCUCACUCUAAAGUAGAUUUUAAAGGUAUGAUUUAUGACCCAAAAGCUAUGCAUAUGAAAGGAACCUGUUCCGUGAUCCUCUGAUCGGUUAUUUGACACCUGGACCCGGUGGGAUUAGCUGCACAUGGAGAUCGACGCAGGAGUAGAUGGGAUUUCUCCCGGUGCUGGUGGGAGAUUGGUUUGACCGGCGCGCGGCAUCCUCAUUCGGCUAUGAUUCAUUUUGGGAAUAUUUGACAUGACAAGGAUAGUACCCGUCCUCUCGAGAACCAUGCUUUUCAAAAUGCUUGCAUUAAUUCUCUUACAAGGGGUUUUGACGUCCGACGGCCCCGUGGCGUCCCCGCGUCUCCCAGGUCCCAGCGGUGCGUUUGGCUCCGGGAGAUCCAGAGGUUUACAGAUGUCUGAUGCGACCGAACCAAAGUCCAGACCGAAGCGCUGUACCUGCUAUUCUUACAAGGAUAAAGAGUGCGUCUACUACUGCCACUUGGAUAUUAUCUGGAUCAACACUCCCGAACGCACUGUGCCCUAUGGGAUGUCGAGCUACAGAGGAUCUCAGCGAAGCAGACGCGCUGUCAGCAGACGAGCGACUGACCACGAAGAGGCAAAGACUCAGCGCUGCUUUUGUGCCGUGCGCGAUGCAGACCCUCAGUGCCGUGAUUUUUGCCUGUCAAGCCCCCUGCAGACAGUGACAAUCAGGAGUCUCCACAGAGUCCCUGGUCCGGGAUGACAGUUUGAUACCUCUCCAUCCUCCCUCCCCGUGGGCCCUUUCCUCCACUUCACCGUCUACCCUUCCCAUUUGCAACUCUUGCCUCCACAGAUACACAUUCAAAGAAAAACACAUUGGAGUUUAACACUAGACAUUCCUCCACGUUCACGACUCUUGGAACAGGUUCCAUCUGGCUUCAUGGUUUCCAGCACUCCUCAGCAAAUUCAAUACAGAUCCCCGGAGGGCAUCCUCGUCGUUUUACCCCUCCCGAGAGCAGCAUGAGGAUUACUUCCACCCUGAAAUAAUGGCCUAAGACCUCUCUUGAUCAAACUUGAUCAAAAAUAUCCUUUGUGUUCUUUGUACUUGUACCGACUUACACGGGACAAAAAAGGCAUAAUUAUGACAAUGUUGGGGAUCAAACAGUAGCACAAGAAGCCAUUUAAAGUAGAAGCAAGGGAUGAUAUUGCAAAAUCUUGCCCUAUUGAAACAUGUCAACGAAAGAAAUGGGGAAAGCUUUUGGCUCAGAGUGCUCUGGUGCAUUGAGCGUUGAUUUAUGAGACUAUUUACAGAGAGUUUGGGAAGCUUUCACAACCUGUUUGCAUAUUUUGUCUGAACACUCUUUCAGCAUACUCACUUUGUGGUCUUUGCAAGGAAACAAUAAGUCAUAUCACUUGUCACUUGUCAUGAACCUUAUAAUGAGCUUUAUAAUGAUCUAUGGUUGUGUUCUUCUCAAAUUAGUCCAAUAACAAUAUUUUCAUAUCCCAUUCUGACAGCAAGGCUCGCCUCUGUUUAUCUAAUUCCCCGGCGCUAAAAUGAUCUUGGACAAUUAAAAAGCAUUCAUCAAUAAAUUAUAGAUAUUAGUUAAAGCCUUAAAGUUUUAUCAGGAAAAAAUAAGUAUUAAACAUAACAUCUCUGUAUUUAUUUUUAUAUCAUAUCACUAAAUUAUUAUAUUGAAGUUUAGUGUUGUAGUUGGUUGAGGUGGAUCUUUAAUUUAAAACCUUUUCUUGAACUUCAAUUUACUAUUAUUUGCAUUAUUGAUUAGGAUGCUGAUUAUUAUUAAUCAAUUAAUUGCUUAAAGUCUACUUAUGUAUAAGUUUAACUUGUGAAAAAACAUAUUUUUUAUUUCUUUCUGUAAUUUGUAUGCAAAAUGGGCGUUAUAAUUAUAUGUGAUACUACUGUUUAACAAAAUAUAAAAUAAAAUAUGAAUAUAAAAUAGCAAAUUAAAGCCCACAUUUAUAUAACUGGAAUAUUAUCAGCAACAUAAACCCAUGUUAAAACCAACAAUACAUUUCUAUUGAUCUCACUUUGCAGCCUGAGCAUACCACUGAUCAUCAAUUAUAAAUAUACAAUUACCUUCCUUUUUAUCAGUGGUUGCUCUAUAAUUAACACGAAGGUUUGUUGAUUUCAUAAGCAUAAUGCAGUACAUUACAUUACAUUACAUGUCAUUUAGCUGACGCUUUUUAUCCAAAGCGACUUACAUUGCAUCAUAACCCAUGCGUAUACAUUUUUUAUACAAUCAGGGGUUGGGUGUCUUGCUCAGACACUUCGACAUGGCUCAUGGGGCAGCCGAAAUUUCAACCACCAACCUUGCGCCCCCCUUCGCACCACACUACUCCAUGCGCCACUAUCGCCCCAGUAUUAAGGGUGUGUUGACUUUAGGUAACUUAGCAUACUUGCCUGGUAGUGCAUUAAAUGAUUCAUUUUAAUUAGGUUACAUGCAACAAUAUCAAUGUACAGUAAAAUGAUUGCUAACCAAACCCCUUAUGGAUGUAAUAUUUGACCGUAUUGUAUUGUUGUACAUGUCCUCUAACAGCAACUACUGUGUCUUCCCCAGCUGAUUAAUUAGGAUCUAUCUUCCUUUGGUUCCAUUCUUACACACCUUAUCAGUUCAACAGACUGUUAUGUUUAGGGGUCGCAACAGCUGGUGUAAACUUGUGGGUGUGAGACUCUGCCCAGUGGGUUCAAAUUGUGCCCGGGAACAUAUUUUGUUUCCAUGAUAGCGUUGCAACCAUGCAAGAUGAAGUUAGAACUUUACAGGUGUGUAGAUAACGUCAAAACAAAGGCGUUUAGCUUUUUUAUACUAUGAAUUUGUGGCUCAUUCUUUUACAAAUUGACAUCUCAUUAGAAAUGUAUGGGCUGGAUCUGAGUGCCACAGACAGGAUAGGGAGAAGGAAUUGAGACAGACUCAGUGUCAGUUUAGGCCUCUUAAUGAAAAAAAAGAAAAAGACAAAAAAAUGACUUGUUGACUAAUGACUAUUAUUUACACCUAUUUAAGCACCUAUUGCCCAAGGUCUAAACAGGCUGGUUUCUCCUCAGCAAGUUAGGUGAGCAGCAUAAGUUACCAUGGAGAUCUUCUUAGGUAAAAAGUGAACCGCUAUCAUAACCAUGAAAACAUAGACUGCAGACAAACUUGUGGCUACAUUUUCUAUCACGCUUUAUUUUUGUUUAAAUGCAUUUUGUUUAAUUAUUUGUAAUAAUGUAAUAGCUUAAUAGUGUUUACAGACCUUCAGUGUUGCUGCCCAGUGUGACUGUGAUGAUGAUUUACGACUUUAUACAUUACCAUAAAAAUAAAUGAAAUACCAUUAGCUACGAAUUUCAUCUUUUUUUAGAUAACAAAAGGCCAAAAGGGCGAGGCCUGGUUGAGAGUUAUUUUCUUGUUUCUGCUGUUUUGGACUUGUUCCAGUGGAGAGUCAAUCCAAAUUUAAAUGUAGGCUACCCAGUGGCGUCUGAUUGACAAGCCCUCGAGGGCACUCUAUUCUUCUUCUUCCUCUCUGGUUGGACUGAUGGCAGAUUGGACGCUGCAGUGACUCACUAGUACAUCUCAAUGAACAAGUGGUCCUAUAAGAGCAAAAAAUAGUUUGGGCUAGUUGCUCAGCAAACCCAUAUCAGAAGAUAUCUUUGACAUUUUAAGAAAGUGAUGAUGCACGAACCACAGGAAAAACAGGACUGGAUUGCACGACCCAUAAUGUGAGAUACGGUGUAGGUAAAACCCUCGUCUUUACUUAUCAGAUCAGAUACGGUACACAGGUAAACUGUCAGAAAUGGAAAUCCAAUGAGGCAAAAAAUGUUGGCUGGAACGUUUUACACAUUAGCUAAGAUGAGCUGGCACUGAAACACAGGGUAUAAAUACACUUGCUGAUGUGGAUGGAUAAACAGAGGUGGAUACCUUCCAGGGCGGGGCAGAAAACGGCAAUAAAACACACAAAGGCAGGAAGUUAGGUUAUCUUGAAAGUUACAAAGAAAAUGGCCAUCUGUUUGGCCAAGAAAAAUGAAAAAUGAUUGUGUUGCUACUGUUACAAAAAGCCUACUUUGCUGUUAUAAUGCAAAAUAAUGUUGAUGGAGCAGGAUUGGCAAAAUAAUUGCAAUGUUAAUCGACUUUAUUUUUUUAAAGUAAUUAUUAUUAUUGUAGUUAUCAGAUAAAUUUCACCCUUAAUUUCUGCUAUACAAACGCUAUUUCCCACCUAAGACAGAACGUGAGACCAACCAGACCCUUUGAUGCCGUAAUACCACCUAUCAUCCUGGAAUGUCGUGCUGAGUCUGCCCAUAAUAAGCUUCCCCUGGAGCCUCAAUAUGAACCUUCUGCAACGUGCACCAAUAAUAUCGCUCAGAGAGGGAGCCUUCAUUCCCACAGAUCUCCCUGGGAAAUAUUUCUGUGCGAACAUCCUGACAUUGUGACGGCAGGUUCAGGACCCAUACCAUGGCUUACAGAUUGUAUUCUGUUUAAUUAAAUGAGAAGAAAUAAAAAGCCCCUUUUAUGUCAACCAGUGGACUUUUGCUAGUUUCUGACACUUUGAAGAAAGCCCCUGCUCUUUCCAGACACUAUAAUGUUGUGUUGAUUGUCAUAGUGUGUGUUUGGUUUUUUGGAGUUGAUGUAUCAGACAUAUAUAUUUUACCAUGAUCCGUUCCUGAGCCUUUGUGUUAUACUGUGCACAGAGAUACAUGCAACUAGGAUGAAAAGAUGUGCAAAUGAUUUGGAUGUGAAACUGUCGUAAAGCCAAAGCCGAUGUGCAUGUUGUACUACACACCAAUCUUUGGGUCUUUGAGAUAUUUUAUUAUAUAUUAUUAGGCUGCAGUUGUUACUUUUGCAAAAUUGGUAGUGUAGGGGGAAGAUCCCAUAAAUAUUCAUUUGUUUGCUGACUACACUUCCAGUGAAAUUUUAACAAUUUGCAUGGGUUACAUUUACUAUCGUCUGGAAUUCGUUGUUACAGUGUAGUAUGAAGUAUUUAUCUCUAUUUUCAACUUUAUAAAGUUUCGGGAAACUAUACUCUUAGAAUAAACAUAAACAAUUAUGUAAACACUUUGACCCAAUAAUCUCCAAAUUGAGCAAAGAUGUAUAAUGUUGAGGAGCUAUGGAUACAUCUAUUGGCCUCGUAGGCCAUCCAGCUCAUUUUUGUGCAAGACAUUUUACAUUUUCCUGCCGUUUUGUGCUACCCACCGACACACGUGGAACACAAUUAUUUGAUGUGUGGAGUUGGGAGAAAAUCUCAUAUACAUUUAAAUCAUUGGAAAUAAACGAUAUAUCAAUCCACAAACAUACUUAUCACACAGAAAAUGAG